Messenger RNA from Fusarium mangiferae, 474 nucleotides. RefSeq lists its product as uncharacterized. Gene Ontology annotation, molecular function: succinate-semialdehyde dehydrogenase (NAD+) activity. The transcript has a single exon. The record is from RefSeq and is a predicted model, not a curated record. The coding region runs from base 1 to 474 and encodes 157 amino acids. Lineage: Eukaryota; Fungi; Ascomycota; Sordariomycetes; Hypocreales; Nectriaceae.
AUGGCAUUAAAGUGGAGGAAUGUAGGCCAAGCAUGUACUACGGCAAACCGAGUUUAUAUUCAAGCCGGCAUCUAUGAGAAAUUUGCCACCGCCUUCUCGGAGCAGCCUAGCAAGUUCAAGAUAGGUCACGGCGAUGAUUCUGUUAAUAGCUUCGCAGCUGCCGCUGCGUUUGCCGGUCAUCAGAAGGCUGAAUCGCAAGUCAAGAAUGCUCUUGAGAACGGUUUUAAGCUCAGAACUGGAUUAGGAAGACCUCUUGUAUUGACUUUGUUGGGAGACACUAGCCAGUUCAUGGAGCCAGCGGUUCUUACCGAAAUAACACAGGAUAUGGAGAUGGCCACGGAGGGAACCUUUGGUCCAGUUUACGGCCUCUUCAAGUUUGAAACAGAGGAACAGGCUGUGACGUGGGCCAACGACACCAGCCUGGGUCUUGCAAGCUAUGUGUUUACUAAGAAUUCGGACCGUUUGUGGAGGUAG